CGAUCGUAGAAUUAAAACGUGCAUCUAUAUAUAUAUAUCUAUAUCUCGAGGCGAGGGUUUAUACUUGCAACAUUACGACAACGUACGAAUCUUCUGAAGUUUUUGUCAAGAUGGCUAGUGAGCUUGAACUUGACUGCCAGGAGCUUGAAAGACUGUCGACACUGACGACCAGAGAUUCAGUGAGGACCCUACUAUCCAAACAGAUUCAGGCCUUGAGGGAACCCGUGGAAGCCUCGAAACUACCCGACGGUCAGGACCACAAGGAAGCUGACCCUGUCGGAGCAGGAACAGAAGAGGUGGGACAAGGACAGCAGGGGGCAGUAUCCAACGAUGAUAAACCCGUUGCAUCCUCGACAGGUAUGACUGCUUCGGACAUACCUAAACCAAGCGAGUCACAGAAGGUGCUGGUCUCUAAACUCCCAUCGAAGACCAUCACAUCGUAUGGUUGGGAUCAGUCUCCUAAGUUUGUCAAGGUGUAUGUCACACUGAAUGGUGUCCAAUCUCUAGCUAAAGAUGAUAUCACUGUCAUCUAUACAUCAAGUUCCAUGAGUUUGAGAGUAAAGAAAUCAGAUUGUAUUCACCAGCUUGUUGUGAAUAGCCUUCUACAUCAAAUCAUUCCUGAUAAAAGUCACCAUAAGGUCAAGACAGAUAAUUUGGUAAUCCUAUUAAAGAAGAGGGAUGAAAAGAACUGGGCAUAUUUGACAGAGACUGAAAAGAAGGCCAAACAGAAAGGGAAACCUACUCCCCCUAAAACAGACACCUCAGACCCCUCAGCGGGAAUCGUGGAUCUCAUGAAGCAGAUGUACGAUGACGGCGAUGAUGACAUGAAGCGAACGAUCGCCCAGGCAUGGACGCAAGCUCGCGAGAAAAAAGAUACGAUGGAGCUCCCAUGAUAAUACCGUGCCAAUAUAGUCUACACCUACAGACUCUAUUUGAGACAGUCGACUGAACAAUUAUAAAUGAAGCUUUGAAUCAAGCCUAAAUGUGUACGUCUCUGGAUGAGUUCUCAGGAGAAACAAUUAUGCCUGCAAGGAUACGUGUAAUUUCUUUGAUUCCUAGUCUUAAAUUGCAGAACCUUUUCAUACUACCCCUAUGGGUAUUGAACUUUUGACUUGUAGACUUGAAAUGGAAAGAAGCUAACAAAAUGUGUGUCAUAGAGUUGUAAACUCCUAUGUUUUGUAUUUUUUAUUGUUGUAACAUGUAAGGGCAAAUAAUGUUUGUAGACAUUUUUUCUUCUCUUCGGGGGGGGGGGGGGGGGACAUUUUUCUUUUACCUUUUUGUAACCUGUGCAUAUACAUGUGGAACCAGCAUGGACCCAGUGAGGGGGGUAUUCCCUAAAGCUCCUUGUCGCGUUAGGUGCAACUGAACCCGUCAAGACUGAAUGAUUCUGGCUAUAACCCAUAGACUCCAUCCUGCAUGAAUGCGUGUUCGGGUCCCAACGGGCUAAUACUCAACUGGUGACUUGCUCCUGUGUAAUAUGCCACAAAUUUCAUUCUCUGUUUUUAUUUUAACAAGGCAAGACUGAAUUUGUGCUAACCUUAUUCCAAUUAUGAAGAAAAAUUAUUAUGAAACUAAGUUGCAUUAUGGCUCCCCCCCCCCCCCCGAGUAUUAGAAUUAAUCCUCAUUAAAAACUAUGAUGGACUAGGAUAAAGAAAUCAUCAAAUUUUGAGAUUUGUUUUAAACCAUAUAUGUGAACCAGGGAUGGUAUUAUUCAGGGGGGUAUUUCACAAAGAAUUAAGUAUGAUUUACAGUUGCACUUAAAUGUCCAGUUGCUGAAUCUAAGGCAUUAUCGCAUUGGUCAAAUCAUGCUACCAAUGUGCACGUCAGCAUUGAGCAUGACUCAUACUCAUACUCUUUGUGACACCCCCCCCCCCUAUAGUUGUCCCUAUAUUUUGUCAUAAGAUACCACUGUGACUGUCAUUUUUUAUUUAUCGGAUAUAAGAUGGUUUGAGAAUACACAAGGGGGUGAUAUCACAAUGAGAGCUCAACUUGAGUGUAAGAAUGAGGUAUAUUGUUUAAAGUCAUAAUCAUGUAUUUCUUGCAGGAAUUCCUCAAGUGGCUUUUUCAUUUCAUCACAGAAAAAGCAGCUGGGAAUGUAGGAAAGCCGCUCUGGAAAGCGCAUACAUUCGUAAUUCCGAAGCUUCGUUAUUCCGAAGGUUCGGAUAUUCCGAAGGUUCGUUAUUCCGAAGGUUCGUAUUUCCGAAGGUUCGUAAUUCCGAAGGUUCGUAAGUCCGAAAACGAAAUGAGGUUCGUAAUUCCGAAGGUUCGUUAGUCCGAAAACAGAGUGAGGUUCGUAAUUCCGAAGGUUCGUUAAUCCGAAAACUAAAUGAUUAACUAACCUUAUUUCGUUUUCGGACUAACGAACCUUCAGAACAAUGAACCUUGUUUCGUUUUCGGAUAAACGAACCUUCGGAAUAACGCCACAAAUGUUCGGAUUAAGGAACCCUUUUACGUUUUCGGAUUAACGAACAUCGAGGUAUAGGCAAUUUGCGUGUUUCGGAAUUACGAACCUUCGGAAUAAAGAACCUUCGGAAUUACGAAGUGUAACCAUGGAAAGAUGCAUAGUGCCUUUAUAGCAGGGCUCCUGCUAAAAGUCCUGAUACUUGUUCCUAUAAAGGUCAUUCCAUUGUGUGAAUUUGAUUCAUCCAAAGAUUUGUGGAAUUUAUUUUAGUUGUUUGUGGAUACACUUCACACAGCAUGCUAUUGGUAAUCUUAGAGGACGAGUUCACCCCAACAAAAAAUUGAUUUGAAUGAAAAGAGAAAAAUCCAACAAGUAUAACACUGAAAAUUUCAUCAAAAUCGGAUGUGAAGUAAGAAAGUUAUGACAUUUUGAAGUUUUGCUUACUUUAAAAAAACAGUUAUAUGUACAUCCUGAUCGGUAUGCAAAUGAGGAUGCUGAUGACGUCAUCCACUUUUUCUUUUGUAUUUCAGUAUAUAAAAUAUGAAAUAUUCUAUUUUUUUCCUCAUUGUCAAGUGAUACAAUGAUUAAAUCGUCCCUGAGCAUGUGGAAUUAGCAUUGUUUAAUACGAUAUGGUUCAGUCAAGUUGGUCCUUAUUGUCAAAUCUGUAAAAAAUGAAAUAUUGUAUAAUUCAAACAAUAAAAAAACAAAAGGAAUAGUGAGUGAGGGACAUCAUCGAAUGUCUCAUUUGCAUGCCAAUGAAAUGUGCAUAUCACUGUUUUGUUAAAAGUAAGCGAAACUUUAAAAUGUCAUAACUUUCUUAUUUCACAUCGGAGUUUGAUGAAAUGUUCAGUGUUAUGCUAGUUUGACGUUUCUCUAUUUAUUCAAAUUGAACAUUUUUCUGGACUGGACUUGACCUUUGAGUGUUCAGAUAUAUAUAUGUAUACUGUAUGAAAUAUUUUUUAUACCUUUCUAUCAUGUUAGUAGUAGCAAGAAAAUGCUGUAAUUCUGUGACAUGACAUAGUAUAAAAAUAAUACACAUUGUCAAGGGCAUUGGUAAGAAUUAUAACUCAAGGUACCUUUGGAACAGCUCUAACAUGUCCGAGGUGUAGCUGAGGGCAUUUGGACUGAUUCAAAGGUAACAAAUGUGUGUAAUUAUGCUAAUGCCCGAGCAAAACGAUCUGUAGUAUUAUAUGUUUUAUAAGAUGAAGAGCUUGAUUCCAAAAAGGGGCUAAAUCCACUUUUGACCAAAAUUGAUUUUUUGAUACAAAUAUAUGUAGCUUUGACGUGGCAAUCAAGUGCAACAUAUUACACUUGGAAAAAAAAUGGAAAGGUUGGUAAAAAUUGAUUGCAAAUUUGAGUUUUGUUCCAAAAGGAGCUAAAUCCAAAACUGUUUUGUUCCAAAAGGAGCUAAAUCCACUAUAUGGUUAUUUAAAAUUGGUUAUAUGUCCUAUUUCACAUAAAGUUCGGCAUUCAUUUUUUUAGGCAUAUGUUUGUGGAUACAAGUUCACUCCAUCAGUGCAAAUUUUCCUGAAAAUUAGAGAAUUUUAGAAUCUUGAUGAAUAUUUUUGAUUUAGCAGCAGCUCCUUUUGGAAUUAGAUGCUGAAAAAUCACUGUCCCUUGAAAACGUGUCAAAUUAUCUUUUUUUCUUUUUGUAAUUUUGAAUGGAUUUCACAUCAGAAAAGAUGUGAAAUGUAUUCUGCUAGCUAGCUUUAUUUAUCUGUUUCGUGUCCAAUUGCCAAUAUCAAUCUUGUUUAAAUUGGCAAAAAUUGACAUUUUACUAUAAAGGUUUUGUUCUAAAAGAAGCUAAAUCCAUGAAAAAUAAAAUUGCAAAAAUUCUUUAAGAAUUGAUAUUGAGUGCUAGAUUUUUGAAAACAUGAUUUACUUAACCUAAGAUGAUUAAAAUAAAACAGCAGUGGCUGAGGGAAAGUGGUGAAUUAAAUAACCUUGAUUAACAGAAAAAUACCAAAAGUGGAUAUAGCUCUUUUUGGAACGAAACUUCAAAUACUGAUGUGGAUUUUUGUCAUUUGAUGAACUGUCCUCAUCUCUAAAACAAGACCAGUCAUUAGCAUAUUUGUCUGGAAGUUGAGAUAAAUUAAUGGCAGAUAACAUGAUACAUGCAGUCAAUCAUUAGAUCCAUAUCACCGUGUUAUGAUAGUUUAUCAUCUCAGAUUUUAGGAUUUCAUACAUUCAGUAGGUUUUGAACUACUGAAAUCAUUCUCAAUAUUUUAACCCUAAAAGGACUGGGCUAUUUGAGAUGUAUUGACGGAUGGGCAUGAUGCCCCCGCCCCGUCUGGUCUUGAUUGAGCGAUUUUCGGCAUGAAGUUGUCCCAUAAGUCACGUGGUGUUGCAUUGCUAUACCCGUACAUGUAUGUAACAAAAAUGGUCUCAAAAUUUGUGCAAGAAUUCUGAUGAAAAAGUCAUAGAAUUUCUCAGGGUGAAAAGCUACCCUUCACGACUAUAUUAGGUUCAUGAUAAAUAAUUAUUUUUUUUAAGUCUUUGUAAGAUGAAAAUGUUUGUAAAGUAUCCUUUAAAUAUUUUCAUUGUGAGGGAGAGGGGAGGUAGAGGUAAGCUGUAAUACCACAGUAGCAUUGGCAAAACCCAGCCCAGACUGACCAAAUGUAUUCUGGUGCCCAUUUUCAUAAAACUUGUUACAAUAAAAAAAUGUCAAUAACCGUUAAAAGCUAUCUUUCUUUCUGAUUGGAUGAUGGUGAAAUACUGGAAUAUUUUUUUUUUAUGAAAUGGGACCCUGUUAUUGGUAAUGCCAAACCAUUAUUCAGUUUAGCUAGUGUGACUAGCACAACUCCCUUUCUUCUUACUCUUGCUCUGUCCAUCUCUCAUGUAUCUUGCCUUGUCAUUGGCAUGGAUCCAUACUGUUUCCAGUACACUUCCAUGUUGAAUGUUUGUAUGGUGGAACAAAGUUUUUUUUUAUGAUGCCAUGUCAGUCAAUAAAUGAUUGAUUAAACUUGUCAUACCCUUGUAAAA
Lytechinus pictus (painted urchin) is the source of this 5383-nucleotide messenger RNA. RefSeq names its product calcyclin-binding protein-like. NCBI's taxonomy places the organism in Eukaryota, Metazoa, Echinodermata, Echinoidea, Temnopleuroida, Toxopneustidae. Gene Ontology annotation, cellular component: nucleus. Gene Ontology annotation, molecular function: ubiquitin protein ligase binding; tubulin binding; S100 protein binding. Bases 111 to 893 code for a protein of 260 amino acids. The transcript is spliced from 6 exons. The record is from RefSeq and is a predicted model, not a curated record.